This is a messenger RNA of Hydractinia symbiolongicarpus, 7327 nucleotides long. RefSeq names its product leucine-rich repeat-containing protein 71-like. Lineage: Eukaryota; Metazoa; Cnidaria; Hydrozoa; Anthoathecata; Hydractiniidae. The coding region runs from base 4782 to 6425 and encodes 547 amino acids. The transcript has 17 exons. The record is from RefSeq and is a predicted model, not a curated record. Gene Ontology annotation, molecular function: protein binding.
CUCGCGUUUUUCCAAACGUCCAGUUAACGUUCGGCUAAACUUCAGAAAAUGUACACAAAAAAAUUUAAUAAAAUAUAACCUGAAACACCGUUACGCGAGUCCACUUGGACAUUCUCAUUCUUUGUGUGUAGAAGUGCGUAUUUGCGUUUGCAGCUUUUAUAUGAUGUUUGGAGAUUUUUGUUUUUUUAAAAGUGACUAUCUGUGUUUGCAGGUUGCAGCAAAAGGUUUAUGGGGUUGUUUACAAAAAGUAAUGUAGCUAGCAUGCUUAAAGAAAAAGGAGGCAGAAAGGUAGUCUCAAAGCGUAUCAAAGUGUACAAGGGGAAAGGGGUCUUCAAGGGCUUACAUAUCUACGCUUUAAAAUAUUAUUGCAGCUUUUUUAUGUAUAUUUUCUACUAAAAAUGCGUGGUUAUUUCAACUUUAACACCUUAGACCUGCCGUUACCCAUAUUGUCCUUUUUUUCAAGUAACGUGUUAUAAUUAAUAAUCAUUAAGUUAAUUUUUCUGGGAGGGGUGAUCUGUACAUUCAGGAAAGGGGUAAGUCAAAAGCAAAGCAUACAAUGAAGUAUAAGAUUGACGACUUAUAGUACGUAUGUGUUUUUGAAUAGACCCAUUAUAGUAGUUGUUGACAAAUGAUUUUUGUCUGUUUUACCUGCAUGUGCAGGGGCGGAUCUACGAAAUUUUCUUAGUAGGUCAUGAUGCUGCGCAUUAAAAAAAAUUUGAAUUACAGCUGGGGGUCUUGGGGCUUUCGCUAUAACGGGCUUUGCGAACCCUGAAAUAGGCUUAAACGGGGACAAAAAACAACCUCGUAAGCAGACGUUUUAGGCCUUGAUAACAGAAACAAAACACUCUCAUAAACGCCCCAGCACCACACAAACACUUCAAAUAGAAAACAGGAAGCCCUGCGGCUCGAAGAUUUCCGUUGUAGUCUGGAAAAUUGUAAAAUUUGAAGUAGACCUUGAAAACGGAGAAUGGGGUAAACAAAUCAUUGAGUAUACUAAUUCUCAAUUAUUAUUGUAACUAACCUGCAAUGUUAAAAUACAACUUAAUAAAUAAAAAAUAAAAUAAUUUUUUUUACACAUUAUAUAUAUAGUACUCUAAAAUAAUAGUAAAACUUUAACUGGAAAUUUUUGAAACUGAUCUGGAAAAUUCUGGAAAUACCAGGAUACAAAUCUUGUUAUGUAUGAACAUGAAGAUUUGAAUAUAACUUCUGAACAAGUUCAAUUUCAAUGAAUUAUUAUUCAAUUAAUUCAGCAAUAAAUACGUAUUAGCAUUUGAAUAUUUCAGUUUUUAGGCCUUUAAAAUUCACUCUCAUUGAAGAUUUUUUGAAAAUGCUGAUGGUGCAUGGUUUGAUAACAGCUGAUCUAAGAAAGAAAGUACAAAAUGAGAAACAUGAAUACAAUUUUACCAUAAUUAACACCCAGGUUGUUUUAUUAUUGUCUCCUUUGCCUCUUUGAUUUAAAGAGGGAAUUUAUUAAAAAGAUACAAAUGAAUGCCAUGUGGUGCACAAGGUAUAUUAUAUAUAUGUAUAUAUAUAAAUAUAUGAGCAUAAAUUUAAUCAAGCUGGCUUUUAAUAUCUUUGUUAAACAAGUAAUAUAUUAAGCAGGCGAUACAUGACUUUAAAACCUGUGGACGAUAUAUACAGGAUGCAUUUUGUCGAAAAUGAUUAAUAUUGAAUUCAACAAGUUUUAUAGCCAGGAGACAGGGGAAAUCGGAGUAGUUAAGGUGGGAAAAAUUAUGCUGGGUCUCAAACGAUUUUUCUGCGCUUUUUGAUUGGCUAAUUCUAUUGUUCUCUUCUCACAUGAUUAAUAUCAGGGAAAGCCCUUUGCAUCCCGAAUAUUCCAGCGAGUGGUUUCACUCACCCUAAUAAACAUUAGUGUUAUACAAAGUUUUUACCAAAGUAAGAUUUAACUAAGCUUGGUAAACAACUUACAGAUAAAUUAAAAUGUUUUCUGAAGCGAUUAGUCACAUUGUUCGAUUUAAACUCGGUGUUUCCGCUGAGUAAUUCGUUCGCGUCUAAGCUUUGGUUUGAGAGAAACUCAUUAUAUCAACUCGAAGAAGAAAGCUUAGUUAACUAGGCUACAAAUUUUAUCAUUUAUUAUCCAAAUUCUCGAAUUUGAAUUUCUUUUUGGAGAGUCUGAUUAGUUGCAGUUUUUUAUUUUGAAGAAAAUAAUUGGUCAUUGUUUUGUGUGACAAAUCCAAAAAGUUGAACAUCAGUUCACCCCUGACUGUUCGGUGCAAGCAACAAUAAACUUUUGACAACUUUUCUGCAGAAGAUAUAAAAAAAAAUAAUAUGAGGAAUAUCUUUUUAUCAGAUAUAAGUUAUUUUAGUCCCCCUUUCCCCAAAAGAACAGGAGUUGAGUGUUCAGCCCCUCGUGGAAAAAUUUCGCAAAGCAGGACAACGGUUUUUUGUUGCUGGCGAAAAAAGGCACUCUAAUAAUCAGAGCACUAUUUUGUGUAGCUAGGUAGCUUAAUAGCUAGUGAAAGUCAGCACCAAUCAAAAAGAGAUCCAAAUCGGCACUAAAAAAUUGGGAUAGCUAGCUAGCUAGCCAGCACACUUUUUUCCACUUAUAUAUAAAAUAAUUCUUACCUGAUUAAAUACAUGAAUUUAAAAACAUAGUAUUUAGCUCCCUAGCUAGCUACAUCAAUAAAGCUACUACGACAUAGUUAGUGGUCAGAGUAACAAAAACGCAUAGCUAUUAUAGAAACAACAAAAGAUAAACAUAAACAACUCACUUCAACGUAAUUGCACAACUAUCCUUCUUUGAUUUCAGGUAGUAUUCUGCAUGGCAAUUUCUUCGGAUAAAACCAAAAGUAAGUUGUUUUUGCAACACGUCAGUAGAUGGCAAAACAGAAUUACAUUUAACCUUUUUAAUUAAUUCAGCUUAAAUUUGAGGUAGCUUAUCAAAAUCCUCGUUUUACUAACUUCACACACUCUCUCAAGCUCUCGAAAGCCAUGUUGAGAACAGAAAAAAUCUUCCGCAUGCCCUACUGAUAUUUAUACCAAAACGAAACUAUUUUGACAGGUUUGUUCAAAACUUUCUGACUAAAAAUAGGUCAGGCCCACAUAGGUUGAUUCUAACUCACGGUGAAAGCCUCACAGGAUGACCUAGAGCCAAGAUUGGCUGGCUUCAAAAUUUCUGACUAAAAAUAGGUCAGGCCCACAUAGGUUGACUCUAGUCCACGGUAAAAGCCUCGCAGGAUAACCUAGAGCCAAGACUGGCAGACUUCGAAAUUUCUGACUAAAAAUAGGUCAGGCCCACAUAGGUUAAUUCUAGUCCACGGUAAAAGCCUCACGGGAUAACCUAGAACCAAGGACUGGCUAACACAGGUCAGGUCAACAUAGGUUGAUCCAAUUUGCGUUAUGAGAAAACAAGGCAGAAUAUUUCAAUCUUCACAUUCCGGGUAAAUUCGACAGAAUUUGAUCCUCUGCAUUUUUUUUACUAGGUCGCAUGACAGCGUUGACCUAGUCUAAAUCCGCGCCUGAUGUGACUGAUUAAUCCUUAAACUAUAACUUCAUUUUUAGAUUGCUUAUUUGAUCAAUUAUAUAUAUUUUUGGGGUCAAAUAAAGGACGUACUUGUUCAUUAUUGUCUAUUAUGGUAACCGUUGGCCUGAUUUUUUUUAUGUUUUUAUGUUAUAUGAUAUAUACUUUUACAUUUUUUAUGCGUGUGCCUGAACAAAGUGUUAUUUUGUCCUAAAAUCUUAUUUUUUGAUUGGGAUUUUUCAAUUUCUUUUUAAUAUUUAUAAAAUUUUAUUUUAAAUGCUUCACAGAUUGCAUUUUAAACGUUUUGAAAGUAUCAAUUGUGCAUGCAAAACAGUAUAAAUAUAAUCUAAUUUAUGGUGAGGUGGAAUGUAGCAAGAAAUUCAGCCGUAUUUCACUGUAAUAUAAUAUAUAAUAAUACUGUGCAAAAUAAUUCUUUAAAAAACUUAACUGGAAAUAAUUUGUUUUAUUCUUUCCAGAUCCUAAUAGUUAUAGACUGUUUGCUGCUCUUGAAAAAAAUCCACUAGAAACAAAAUUGAAUGUGCAUGUAACUUGCAGAUUUAAACCUAACAUGGAAGCUUGUUGAGGUGGGAUGUGCACACGUGGUCAGAUAAAACGCACUGUGUAUCCUUUCAUUGUGCACUUCGAGUGUUGGUGCAACCUCGACGCCAGGGUUUAUAAAUAGAGAAACAGCCCUGGGGUCAAGGUUGGUGUUGGGGCUAAUCAUCGCUUUGAAAAAUAAGGGGUGCAUAUGUAUCAUCUUUGAAAGAACAACUUUUGUAUCAGGGUAAACAAGGACGGCAAGUAGUUGCAACUAUAUACUAAUAGAUAUAGUUGUCCUAAUCUGCUACGGUAUUUUACUGUAGUACGUAACAUCUCUGAGAAAAGGCAUGCAAGUAAAGCGUGCUAGCUGUGUCAGCAAGAAAAGUAUAAACAAAUAUGGCAGCAAAUAUGCCCAGUGAUUUCUCCUUCUUGGUACAUGUUGAAAAAGUAAUUCCACCUAUCCAAUAAUCUUCAUAUAUAUUUCUACCAAGUUUGAUAACUGUUAUUGAAGAUAUUAUUUCGGUUUCGGUGAUAACUGUUGUCACCAAAAACAAUCAAUUUAACAGGUCUAGUUCCGUAUUUAGUAAUCACGACUAUUUUCCAUGGUCUUCUUUCGUGUGGUGUGCACUUUGGUAAAGCCAACAGAAGAAUGUAGAACUUCGACAAAAAUUAUAUGAAAUAGUAACCUGGAAGUGACAUUAAAGAAUUUGGUGUGAGUCUUCAGUUAAUCCACAGGAAAGAAUGAAUUAAUUUUAAAUGUAUGAAGAUGGUUAAAAAAAACUUAACUACAGAAAGAAGUGCCAAGACAACAUCAUCUACAUCCACAUCAAUACUUGGGUCAAGCAAUGAUAAACAUCUUUGCUGUUCUCCUGGAAAAGAUUUUACAGAACAGGAAAGAAAGGAACAGUUAGGUGCUCACGCAAGGAUAAGGUUCAUAUAUUUUAAAGAGAAUUACAAGCCGAGUGGUGAUUUUGAGAAGGAUUUUAGUGAUCUGUGCGCUCUGAUUGGUAUUCCAUCUCUGUAUGUUGCUGCUAGACCUAAAAGACCAGACACUCCCAUUUUAUCACCCCCAAGUACAUGCAUGAGUAAAGGAAAAGAAGAUAAGAGGAACAUAACGUCCCAACCACAAGAAGCAGCGAAACCAAGUGAUAGUGAAGACGCACUUCCCACAACGUACACAGUGUGCGAUAACCUUUACGAUUACUUGAAACCUCGUGUUGAAGUUGAGACUGAAGAAGAUGGACAUAAAUCAUACGUAAAAGAGCUCUACGUUCGAGGCUGGCGAAUCGAUAAACGAGUGAUAGAAGUUCUUUCGAUCACCAUGCCUGAACUGGAUCGGCUUGCUGUGAUUAAUCUGUGGAAUGCUGGAUUGGAUGACGAAACUCUACUAGCCCUUUCUCACUGCUUGGCACUUUCAACUAGCUUAAAAACAAUAAGGCUAGACGGUAAUAACAAUUUGGUCGAGAAGAAGUUCGAUGUUUUUAUGACGGAGAAGAGUUGCAUUCAAAAUAUUUCAUUAAAGAACUGUAAUCUGGACGACCGAGCUGCGUCGUUAUUGGGACAAUCCUUACAAGACAAUAAAAACUUGCUAACUUUGAAUCUGUGUUUCAACAAGAUCACUGAUGUUGGUGCAGGUUACUUAGCUGAAGGAUUGAAAAUCAAUAGAAGUUUGCUUUCGUUAAACCUAGGAAGCAAUGGAAUUGGAGACGAAGGUGCCAAGAAGCUUGCCUCGGCUCUCUCGACAUUCACGUUGAACCACGAACAAAUAGUGGCUCGUAGAAUGCUGAAAUCAAUGCGAAGCAAUGAAGAACUGCUGGGUGCACCCUCCAAUCCUUUUCUGCAAGAUCGGCCGGCUACUGCAAGCAGGAGUUUUAGUAAAGAAGAUAAAAAACAUAAAGAUAAACCGAACAGUAAAAAGAAAGAAUCUUCUAAUAAUAAAUUAAAAGACCCUAACACCAUCAAACGAGGACCUUCAAGUAUGGACACGAACAAAGGUCAAAAGGGACAAAAACAUAAAGCAUCGGCUAGACAAGAUCGCAACAAAACUCCUCAACCUGAGGCAGAGGGCUUGUACGAGUUUAAAAAUCCUUUACUGGAGAAAGUUAUUGAAGAGAAUGGAGAGUUGUGGAUACCUGGAAACCGAUCCCUGAUCAACCUGAACCUAGCUCGUAACCAUAUUGGCGAGGUGGGUUUAAACAUGCUAUAUAAAGCAGUGAAGUAUCAAAUAGAUCUUGCAAGUGAAGCAAAUCGAGUCGUUGGUGUUGGGCUGAUGAGGUUGUCUCUUCAGAAGAACAUAUUUCGUUCUGACAAUCCGACAUAUCAACAUCUCAUGGCGGUAAUGGCGACACGUGAUCCAAUGUACAAUCCGCCAACGCCCUCACCCGUUGAAAAAGAUUUAAGGUAGAAAAAUGAGGCGACACAAAACAUGUUAUGUCGUCACGUCUCUCGUGUUGAUGACGUCUUUUCCAUGGUUGUAAAUACAGUUUAUUUAGAGUUGUUCAUGAUUGUGUUUAUUUCCAGAAGAAUUACACAAUCAUUUCUAGAAAAAUUUCAUGAUACGUAGAUAAUGCUUAUGAAGCAUACGGGAUCACAAGCUUUCGCAGUCAUCAGUUGCGAAUUUCGCGAGUUUCAACUUAUUCUGUGGAAAUUAUAUAAAGUUCUGUAGUUAGCUUACGUUUAUAAACUCUAGUAUUAAAACUUUAUGGAGUCAAUUAAUAAGGGAGUGCCAUGCGUUUCAGCGACUAAAGGUUUAGGCAGAAAAACUUCGGCGGAGCUAUUUUCGGACGACUAUUAAUUUAUCCAGAAUAAUUUCCGCCAACAAGAAAGCCGAUAUUGAAAGAAAAUUCAAUCAAAUUUGUGAUAAGGAAUAAAGUAUAACCUGGUUUUGGUGGUGGUAGUCUUCAAAAAAAUUUUGGGAAUUUUGCUCUGCGCGAAAAUGUUUGAUCCUGAACCAAUACCUUAUCAGCGGAAAGAAUUAAUAGUGGGGAAAAAUUUAAGUCACUAAUGCAUAGAAUUAAUCACUUUCCACCAACCUAAAGUUGGGUCUCAGACAAGAAAAAAAUAUCUAUCUCAGAGAAAGUAGAAAUUCCUUUCAAGAAAACUCAAUAAAAAGUGACGUACUGUGUUCAGAAAGGUUAAAGUUAGUCGGGGAAUUUUUGUCACUGAAUCUCAAAUUUACUGACUUUUCCACGCGUUCUUUCCUCCAUGAGGUAAAUAAUGUUUUGCGAAGGCUGUGAGUAGAUAUUUAUUUUUGUAAAAAUGGUGAUUAUUUAUUUCAAAAUAAUAUAUGGAAGAAACUUUGUUCUA